AUGUCCACAUUUACAGCAAUAUUUGUUUUCUUAGACUCUAAUGUGGAAUCGCUGAGUUACUGUUCCCCUGGGUACUGCUACCACAGUGGCACGUGUACAAAUACACCUUUUGCUAUUUGUACGUGUACGGUAGGAUUUGUAGGAACACGAUGCGAUGAAAAUGGCAUGGAAAGCUUUGGUAAUCAAAUUUACAGUAGGUCAGGCUUUAACAAUGUACAGGCAAAGCAAGAUACAGAGAAAGUACAGCAAAUUAUACAGGAACACAUUAAUCAUAACUAUCAAUUACCAAAGACUGUGAAAUACAUGAAUGACAUCUUAGAGCAUAUUACAUCUGAAAUGAAGAAGCAAACAGAACAGAAAAAGGAAAUGGAAAAUGCUGACUUUCUGCCUCUAACAGAGGAUUAUGUAGAUAUUCUUGCAUACGUUGUCACAGUACUCAACAACAAAGGGUGUAAUGUGGGACAAACAAUUAACUGCACAGUGAACGAGCUUGAGGUGACUGGAUAAGUAUUCAAUUAGAGAACACAAUACUCUACCUUGCUUGACAAGGCAGAGGAAAAUCUGAUAGGGAUAACCAGUGUGAUGGCACUGACCAAGGUUGAGGAAGGACAAAUAAAGACAAUAGACAAGAAAGGAAUAGUCUCUUUGACGGUCCUUAAAUCAAAAGGGAAGGAUCUUCCAUUUCAAUUCCAGUCAGCUUAUGGAUCUGUCACACUACCUUACUGGGAGACUUACCAGGACAGCAUCGGAGAGGAGAUAGUAGCACUUAAUGUGCUGACGUAUCACAAAAGUCCAUAUGGAUUUGUAAACAACACAGAUGCAGUGUCAUCAGGAAUACUCAAGGUCAUGGUGACAGACCAAAAAGGAACAAGGAUCAGCCUUAAGGAUCGGGAUGACCCUGUCGAUAUGACAGUUGACAUGUCCCAGAUGUUCUCAGCUACGCACACCUGGAAAGACAUGGAAAGGCUGGCAGAUGGCCGAUCCUUAUGCGUCGCCUUUAAGAAUGCAACCUAUGCAUCAUUUGUUUUGGAGUUGAAUAUAAAGUCCCAUACAAUAUGUGAAGUGUAUGGUAUCUAUGGAAACACAGGCUACCCAACUAAAACUAAACGUGACUUGGUCGUAAAGACAAAAGGAAUCAAUAAAAUUCUCCAAUUCAGUCCCUAUGGGCUUCCCUUGAACUUUGCAAACCAGAUACUUCAGAUUACAAUACAUAAUACAAGGUAUGCCAACAGAGGAUAUAUGGACCCCCUCGUUUUAACAUUAAAGUGUGCAGAUGAUGUAGCAAAACGAAAGAAAAGACAAGCAGUUCCUUCAAAUAUCCAUCAAUUUCGACUACAGGAAAUUUCGCUGUCACAGCUGGAUGGUGUAUUAUGGAAAGAUCCUAAAGAUGCAAAGAUUUCCAAAGCAGAAGGUAGCCAUAUCAAAUUUAAAAGCACCUUUUUCGGGACAUUUGCAUCAAAUACAUUAUUUAUUCCACCAACGGAGAUUAAUUUUGAGGCCAUAUUUCUGAACUUUUUUGAGCGUCUUAGGCAAACUCCCCAUGUGCUUGUUAUCUAUGUGAUUUUAUUUACGGUGGCUGUUAAUUUGACUUUAAUUCUCAGAAAAGUGGACAAAAAGGAUCAUCUGAUUUGGGAUUACCUGCCAUUGGCUGACAAUAAGCAACACGAUUCCUUUAGAUACACAAUUUCUGUGUUCACUGCCAUCAGGUCAUCAAAUGUACUUACGUCCACCCCAUAUUUUGUUCUCGAGGGAUCGAAAGGGUCCACUGGAAACCGUAUUCUUUUUGAUGAACAACGCGAGAACUUUAAAGGCGGUACAUGCAGUAAUUUUAUCAUGACAACAGCGGUGGAUUUGGGGAAACUUAAUAAAUUAACAAUGUGGACUGACAACAAGGGAUCCUCGCCGGAUUGGAAAUUAUCAAAAGUGGUUGUGGUAGAUCUUUCCACAAGGGAGGGGUAUACUUUCCUUUGUGGUGACUGGAUAUCUCAAAAAUAUGGCAACUGUGAAACGUGGGUUGUUCUUCAACCGCUAUCAAAGGACAUUUUCCUGCGGGAAACCAUCUUCAGAGAAACAACAAGGAAGGGAUUUUUUGAUGAUCACCUCUGGUUUUCUAUCUCAAAACGCCCACAUUACAGCCACUUUACCAGGGUUCAAAGACUUUGGACUCUAAUGGCUCUUCUGUUCCUCUCAAUGGUCGCUUCUGCGAUGUGGUUCAAUCAAGAACCAUCAAAGGAAGACCAGGAUCCUGAUACAGUCAGUGCUAUUAGAACUGUUCAGUUGGGCCCGUUUGAAUUAAGCUACAAACAGCUGUAUGUAGGGUUCAUGUCUGCUCUAAUUACAUUUCUUCCAUCAAUGCUCAUUGUUUUUAUUUUUAAAAACAGAGGACCCAAAAAUAAAAUGGUAACCAGUUCAGAGAUCAAAGGAAAACCAAAUCAUUUGACUAAAUGUGAAACUCGAAAAUUACUUCCUUGGUGGAGUAUGUUUUUUGCGUAUGCUUUAAUUGUUCUUUGCAUAUCUACUGGCGGAACAUUUACAUUCCUAUACUCAUUAGAGUUUGGCACUCAGAAAACAAAUGAUUGGCUAUUGUCAUUUGUGUUUGGAACAAUUCUAGGUGUCCUUAUUCUAGAGCCCGUAAAGGUUUUAAUUUUCGCCUUUCUUGUUGCAUGCUGUCUGCAAAGAUCCACAGAAACGCUCGCAGAUCUGGGCGAUCCAUUUAAAGAUAUAAAGGAGAGAGGAGGCAUGUUGGAAACAAAAGCAUUCUACUAUCCAUGCCCAAGUAUUAAAGCAAAUUCUUUCAGGAACCAACUCAAAAAGAAAAGAUUUAAACUGGAUAAUGAACUAUCCACCUACUUUAAGUCAUCACUUCUGUGCAUAUUGUAUAUAUUACUACUUGCUAUGAUCUGCUCACAUGUCGUCAUAACGAAAGCAUUUCGCCAAAACGAGGCUAUGAAGAUUUCCAUUAACAACAGUUUUUUGGCUAACACAACUGAUGAUAUCUGGAAAUGGUUGCAGAAUCAUUAUAUCCCUGCUCUGUGGACAAAAUAUUUUUUCAAUGGUGAUUUGAGGACAGCUUAUGAACAAAGAUUUACAUAUGACGGGUACAAUUACAGAAUGUCCUUGAUCCAACUCAGACAAGUUCGUUCCUAUGGAAAUUGUACUGGUCCCAAAGUUGUUCAAAACGUCGUUAAAAAAUGCACAAACAGCUAUGAUAACGAAGCAGAUCCAAUUUACUACUUCUGCCCAGGUUGGGCAAAUUUCAACUCCUUUUGUUUUAAUGAAAACGAAUUGACAGACUAUAGUUUCCACUAUAAGUCUUCAUAUGAAUUAAACUCAUUUCCAUUUUUUGGAAAAUAUGCAUAUUACGGUGGAGGAGGAUACCAAAUGCAGCUGGGUCCAAAGCAAUCCUUGGUUAUGAAGCAUAUUAAUGAGCUGAAAUCUAAAUCCUGGAUAGACGGAAAUACCCGUGCAAUAUUUAUAGACUCGAACACUUUCAAUGCUAACAGUAAACUAUUCACACAUUUGAAAGUCGUCUUUGAGAUUUCUGAGUAUGGAGCUAUUACAAUGUCAACAAUAUCUAAGUCUUCUAAUUUAUAUCCAUACGUGUAUGCAUUGGAUUAUAUCAUUCUUUGUCUCCAGAUAGUCUUUGUGAUCAUAAUCGUGGUUAAGAUAAUUCUAUUUGGAAUUAAUGCCUUUAAAUUGAAGUGGAAAUGUUUUGUGACCUUUGGUAUGUGGAUAACCUUAGCAGAAAUAAUUCUUGCAUUAUUGGCUAUUGUCUACUUCAUUAUUCGAGUAGACAAGACUAUCAAAGCAGUGGAAGACAUUAAUAACAGUAACGGUGAUUUUGUAUCAUUUGAGGAAGUGGAAAUAUGCGACGAAAUGUACCGGUUAUUUAUAGGUGGGGUAUUCUUUAUUGUUAUUCUCCGGCUAUUGCAACCUUUAGCUUUCAACUACCACCUUUUUGUCCUUACAAAAUCUUUGGAAAAAGCUAGGGCAGAUUUAGUGUCCUACGUUAUACUGUUUUCAAUUUGCUUGGUGGCGUUUGCCUCGUUCCUUCAUUUGACCGUAGGCAAGACAACUUCCGAUUUUAAAAGUAUUAUCACUGCAUUAAGGACAUUGUUACAGAUGCUACUGUCGAUGAUCUCCUUCCGGUUUAGUGUGGAAAUGUCUUCUAUGCAAGCACAAAUUAUUAUCAGUUUGUUUGCUUUCACUGUUUCAAUUAUUGGAAUCAACAUUUUUAUUGGCAUCCUAACCUGGACCUUUUUCUUUGUCAAACUCUCGCAAACCAAUAAUGAAGCAACGCAGGAGUUACGUUUUAAUCAGGAACUUAACGAUCACUUCUGGUGGAGAAUUAAUCAAUUAUUGCAAAGAUUGGUUUUCAACGAAUGUGGUAACUCUCUUAACAUUGAUGUACGCAUAUUACAGAGGAUAGCGAAGACGAUUGAAAGCAUAGAUCAAAGGCUUAAUGAUAUUCUGAUGGAAGAAAUAGAAUGGACAUUCUAUACGUUAGCAAUGAUGUUAAUUUGCAAGAAAGAAAACUGCGGGAAAGAAAGCAUAGGGAAUCCCCUUAUAUGUUGUGUAGCCGCACAAAACAACAACAUUCAAUACAGAUUUCUUGCCCAUGCAUCGAAAUUGACAAAAAUAGUUCUUAAUCUCUCGUACGUGAGACCCGGAGAUGCCCCGGAAAUCGUCUGUCAUCAAGUCCCACUUUCAAAUUUCACAGUCAGUGGUAUCAGCAUUCCGUACAGCCAUCGCGCGAAGACUGAUGUGUUUGAGUUCAUUACAAAGUUUCAAGGAACAAAGAAUAAAGCCAGAAUAACGUUUAAAUGUGGAAGCAUCAAGGCUGAAGAUUUCGUUCAGUAUAGCUAUAAUAACAUGAGAACAUGGCAAACGAAGCUCUUACAUGAGAUGGAAUCCUUGGGUGUCUUUUCCUGUACUUUCUCCACCAUUCCCACUCACUGUUUCGUGAUACAUCGACAGGAAACCUUUAAAUUGGACAUUGGAAAACUGUAUAAAUUUCCAGAUCUAGAACGUUAUCAGCUUCUGAAAUCUGGCCAGUGUAUUCGACUUCGCUCAGAUGACAGAAUAAAUAUUACUAUUUCGCCAAAUGCUAUACAGGAAAAAGGAGAUAUCAUUAUCUUGGUAGAGAAACACUUUGCAGCAAUAUGUCCAAUAUUACAACUCUAUUCUACAAGAAAAAUAAAUGGCAAUAUAAGAAUCUUUUUGCCAUUAAAUUAUCUGCCCGGGAUAACUUUACGGAAUGGGGUAACGUGUGAACUUUGGGUGUUAAUACGCGAGAGAAAUGCAGACUGGAAAAAGAUCCAAUGUCAAGUAGUGUUGGACUUUGGCCGAGUUGUAUUGUGUAUAAAUGGCAUAAAAAUGAAAACACCUACUGCUAUUUGUGUGAAGGAAGUUUUACUACCCUGGGGAGAAUUUCCAGCUUCGACACAAGAUUCGAAAUUUGUUCAAGAAAUAAUGUUGUUGAGUCAAAAAACGUGGUUUAAUAGACACUGGCGAGACCUGGCCGAGAAAUGCUCUGUGACCUUGACCUCAACGUUUGUAGAAGAUCAUAAUCCCUUUUUUAUUUCCGUUGAGAACCGGAAAUACGUUUUUAACAUGGACAGGUGCCUGUUCAGGCGAAUCACCAAGCUCCCGUUUUCAGAUGAGGAAAAAUGUCUGAUAAUCUUAUCCAGGUGGCUCAAAGGACUGAAGUCAAGGACCGGCGUGACAUCAUUGAUCUCCUUGCUCAAAGAAUACAAUCUACCUUACUUACCAGAUACCAGUAUAUAA
Molecule: messenger RNA, 5787 nt
Organism: Saccostrea echinata
Lineage: Eukaryota; Metazoa; Mollusca; Bivalvia; Ostreida; Ostreidae
Exons: 29
Biological process (GO): detection of mechanical stimulus
Cellular component (GO): membrane
Molecular function (GO): calcium ion binding; calcium channel activity; protein binding
Source: RefSeq, a predicted model, not a curated record